Molecule: messenger RNA, 2292 nt
Organism: Thalassophryne amazonica
Lineage: Eukaryota; Metazoa; Chordata; Actinopteri; Batrachoidiformes; Batrachoididae
Gene: npas4l
Product: neuronal PAS domain protein 4 like
Exons: 7
Coding region: 108-2234 (708 amino acids)
Biological process (GO): regulation of transcription by RNA polymerase II
Molecular function (GO): protein dimerization activity; DNA-binding transcription factor activity, RNA polymerase II-specific; RNA polymerase II transcription regulatory region sequence-specific DNA binding
Source: RefSeq, a predicted model, not a curated record
UGUGCAAAAGGCGCUAGAUCUGUGUUGGAUUCACACAUUCUCUUUUCCACACUUGACAGGUGACAGAAAAUGACUUGAGGCAGUUUGACUCCUUGAUCACAGCCAGAAUGGUUUCUCACAGAUCCACCAAAGGCGCAUCCAAAGCCCGGCGGGAUCACAUCAACCGCGAGAUCAGGAAUUUGCGCUCACUGCUGCCCAUCAGCCAGAAGGACCAGGAGCGUCUCUCCUACUUGCACUCCAUGGCUGCCAUCUGCACAUACAUCAGGAAGUCUGUCCUCCUCCAGGGAGUUCCAGCCGAGGAGAGACCUCACUGCUCCCUGCCGUACGAGGCCUUCCUUCAGGCUCUGCAUGGCUUCAUCCUGGUCACGACCUCCCAGGGCAGGCUCGUAUAUGUGUCGGAAAAUGUCUCAGACUACACUGGAAUUUCUAUGGUAAAUGUGCUUCAGGGAGACACACUGUAUGAUAUGGUAGAACGUUCUGACAUUGAGAUUGUUAAGUCACACCUGGACAUCAAAAACAACCCAUCGUCAGAGAGGAGCUUUGUAUGUUGUCUGCAAACCUCCAAAGCCUUCAAGCUGCAACAUGGCAGCUGCUACUCGGUGCUGGUCAAAGGAAGCUUCCGAUCUGUCCCUGAGUUCUGCCCGUCCUCCUCAGCCUGUCCCACCAACCAGCCUCUCUUCGUGGCCCUCUGUACGCCAACUGUUAACCGCCUCAAUGCCGCCGAGUCCCACUUCUGUCCCAGCUUCAGCAGUGUGCACAAGCUCGAUAUGAGCUUCACUCAGCUGUCAGACAGUGUGUUAUAUUUUCUGGGGUAUUCAGCUGAAGAAAUGACAGGUCGAUUGUGGUACAGUUUUGUCCAUCCUGAAGAUCUUUCCUCAUGUGCAGAUUCUCAUAAAAGUCUAAUUCAGGCUGAUGAGGGCUUCUACGUGGAAAUGGUGCUCAGACUCCAGUGCAAGGAUCUGUCUUGGACGUGGCUCUACAUCCAAGCUCUGAAGGACUCUGAGGGUCGAGGUAUCAGCUGCACAAACUACAUCAUCAGUGAAGCUGAGGCCAGAUUUCUACAGAAAAACAUCUGCAGUAAUACCAAAUCAUCAUCUUGGAUGCAUUCCAGCUCCUUUGCAGCUCUGCAAGUGCCACAGACACUGAGAUUUAAAAGGUUGUCGGACAGCUUCAGCGAGGAGCUGGAUGCCCGAACAAGGCGGGACUCAGACCAAGAUUUAUACCAGGUGGCGCCCGCCUCAUCACAGGGUGACAGUUCACCUGCAUCCGUGGCUGAUAGUCCGACUGUCUUCACCCUUUCCUGCUCUUCCAGCUCCCCUCUGCAGGGGGAGGAGCUCAGUCAUGACCUCCUGAUGGAUGUGGAAGGAUACACGGACCAGCUGUUGUCCUCCCCCGAGUGCUCCCCCUCCUAUUUCUGCUACCCCGAGGCUGUGCUCGCUCCUCAGCAGUCACCCUCAGGCUCCCUCCCCGCAGCCGCUCAGCAAACAUUUGAGCAUGAAGCCUUUCAAACAGGCAGCGAACACUCUGCGCUCUCCUCCUCAUCUCCAACAUAUGAUUUCCAAGCUAGCGCAUCAAUUGCUCAAUUAGUUCCAGACGACCUGUCUGUGUCCGACGUGUGCAGGAGCCCAGCCGAUCGUGCCUUGCAUCAAGAUAACUUCAGCCUCCUCGAGCAACCACAAGGAAGCGGUGUUUUCCAUGAGCAGCAUGUUCCUGAUGAUGCAUUCUCCAUGCAUGCCCUUCUUCUUACACCCAACCCAUCGCCCACAUCACUGGAGUCUGAUCACUACCGAGAACAGGCCGAGAUCAGUAUUCUGGCUCAGCAGAUCAUCUCCUUGGCAAACAAUUUUAACAAGUACCGCUCCCUCAGCUCGCUUGGGGAUACAAACACAGCAGAGGCCCUGCCCGCCAUGUGUCGCUGGCCUCCUCCCUCCUCAGCCUGUCCUCUGAAAGAGGAGCUGCUCUUGGAUGACUACAUGUGCGACAGUAUCCUGAAAGACCUGGAUGCGGUCACGAGUAAACCCGCCGUAGUUUCCUACCAGGAGAACUUUAUGUGCAGCAGGCUCGGGUCUAAUCAGGACACCGUGGGUCCAAACCUGACCAGCCCAGAGGACUCCACGGGGCAGUUCACUGCAGAAAGUAUCCAUCUGGAUCCCUUCAACAUGCAGUGGGGACGCCACGACCAAAACACUGGGCUGCAUCAACUCAGCCACUACAUGCAGAGUUCAUCCACGUGACUCCUGUCAGCUGGCGAGAUCACAAAUGUUUGAUCACACAACAAAACAUGUUCGAUUC